UGCACGGUGUUUGUGUGCUUGUCCUUAACAUGUAAGAUGAGCUGAGAUUAGGCAGCAAUGUGCCCAGACUUGUUUCCCUGUUUCCCUUUUCAGCGUGUCUGUGGAAGGACAGGACACUUGUACUUCUGUAAAAACAGAAGAAAUGAGCUGUACUCUCAAACUCCCUUUUACCAUCACUUCCUCCUUUUUUGAUUUGAACAUAAACUGUAUAAAAACACUGGUUUCACACAUGACAAUUAAAAGAAACUUGGUCUUCAUGUAUGAAUUUAAAGCUGUAUUAUUUAUUUCUCAGAAUGAAGCUGGAAAUAGGACCUUAUUUGACCAGCUGGAGGACUUCCGUAUUGACUCAAAGUCUGAAGGCAGUCAGGAAGUGGAGGAUCUUAUGGAUUGGUGGAACACAGUGGAGGGCUGGGAAGAAACUCCUCAGAAUGACGACAUGACAGAAAAAGAAGAGGCUAAGGCGUUUGCUGUGACGGCAGAUAAGGUGCAGAAGGGAAUUCGUGUAUUCAACAAGCUCUUCUCAGAGCGCGCUGAGAGCCUGUGGCAGCACGUCAUCGACCUUAACAGCAUGGCAGAUGCCCUGGACAAGUUCAACAAGAACACAAAAAUCGCUCAAAUCACAGGGGGCUCAACCAGCGCUAUCGGAGGCGUGGCCACCAUCGCUGGUCUAGCUCUGGCCCCUAUCACCUUUGGAACAUCCUUGAUUGUGACGGCAGUGGGUCUGGGUGUGGCCACGGCGGGCGGUCUGACCUCAGCGGGUGCCGGUAUCUCGAACCAGGUCAACAACUCAAUGGACCGUAAAAAGGUGGAGAAGAUCGUGGAGGACUACCAGGAGAAGAUGGUCGACCUCAACAAGUGCCUGAAAUUCAUCAAGCAGGGAAUCGAAAACCUGCGCAGGUUUGACCUGAUCAAGAUGAAGAACCACGCCUACAACCGAGACUUCCCCGUGCUCAGCAGUAGUUUUUAUGAGGAUGGCGCCAUGGCAGGGAAGGCUAUCCUCAUCAACGCCAAUGAGAUCAUGCGUGUGGUGCAGAUUGCCAACGUGGCAGGCAGCACGGCAGCCAGGGCAGUCCAGAUCGCCAGUAUGGCUACAGGCGUGCUCACCGGACUCUUCGUGGGUAUGGACAUCUACUUUGUGGCCAAAGACUCCAAAGAACUCAAGAAAGGCGCAAAGUCAGAGUUUGCCGGCAAGAUCAGGGAGGUGGCUACGCAGCUGCACGACGGUCUGGUGGAACUCAACAGCCUACGAGAGGAGCUGCAGGACACAUCCAGGCCACAAGACGACGCAGAAGAUGAAAAAGCUCCUGUAGUCAGUGAGAGGAAGAAGGAAGAUGAGAAUCAAGACAGUUCAGAAGAUGAAAUCGACCGCAUUAAAAAAGCCAUAAAGAAGGACUACGAGAACCGAGAGUAUGUUUGACCUGGAAAAGGGCUUAAACUUUACUUUAUUAUCAAGGUUGUAAAUAGAGGCAUUAUCACUGUCCCAGUUCCUCAUGCUUUUGAAAGUACCAAAAACUUUCUUUCUUCUGGGUUCCUGACUUCUUGGAUCUAAACAACAUUUACACUAAAGGGGGAUGAACUGAGAUUUUGUGGUAGAUAAAGUUUAAAAUCUACAUCUCUGGCAAUUGUGCCAAUGUGUAAAACUGCCAUGUUGAUUUAUGUAACUAUAUAAUAUAUUUGGAGAGUAAGAUUUUAGACAGAUUAAAGAAAUAGGCUGGACUUUAUAAUUUAGACUUUAACGUGUUGCUUAGAGUUUCA
This is a messenger RNA of Scomber scombrus (Atlantic mackerel), 1755 nucleotides long. It is a transcript of the gene apol1, whose product is annotated as apolipoprotein L, 1. Lineage: Eukaryota; Metazoa; Chordata; Actinopteri; Scombriformes; Scombridae. The transcript is spliced from 4 exons. Gene Ontology annotation, biological process: lipid transport; lipoprotein metabolic process. Bases 143 to 1417 code for a protein of 424 amino acids. The record is from RefSeq and is a predicted model, not a curated record. Gene Ontology annotation, molecular function: lipid binding. Gene Ontology annotation, cellular component: membrane; extracellular region.